Messenger RNA from Effrenium voratum, 4095 nucleotides. The record is from the annotation of a GenBank genome assembly. NCBI's taxonomy places the organism in Eukaryota, Dinophyceae, Suessiales, Symbiodiniaceae.
AUGGGCGCUGGUGCUUCAGCUGCGAGAUAUAGCUUGCAGACUGCCGAUGACGCAGAGCUGUUGAGCGUUUUGCAGGACAUCUCGAGAGAUGCGCGUGAAGAGGAUCUGAGAGAAGCACGAGAAGCACUACUCAAAGUGCUGGAGCACAGAGAGGAGAGAGAUGCUCAGGAAGAAACUGAACAACCACUCGCGCAUGACCCAAAGUCAACAGCUACGGGCUCUUCAGGCCCUUUCCGCUUAGAUCUGGACCUGGACCGAGUCAAGGAGAAGCCUGCUCACGAAGAGACUGCUCAACAACCUGCGACAGCGGGCUCAAAGGGCAGUGGAGUCAAGGAUCCCUUCCAUUUGUGCAUCACUCUCCAGGACAAGCCAGCCAUCCUGGGAAACACAGGCGACAUUACCUACCAUGGCCACAUCGAGGAAGAAGCCAAGGAUUGUUUCGUGUCAUUCCCAGGGAAGUAUGCGGCUGGCUGGGAUGCUUUGGUGAAAGAGAAGCACAACUGCAGUGUAGCAUGUGUUUUCUUAUGCACGGUGCACGAUGGCCUGGGCAAACAUCACAGAAAAGAGCCAGGGGGCCCCUGCCUGUGCCCCCAGAUUUACGGAGAAAGGGACUUCAAGACCUUUGGGUACUUGAAGGUCCUGCCUGGACGGUGCUCUCCGGAUGAGGAGGAGCGUGAGCGAGCAAAGGCAAAAGCCACAGGUGUGGUGGUAGUACGUGCCGAUGCCAGUGAAGAUGCUCGAAAAGAAGCCGAGGCAGAUGCGUACAAAGCAUGGGAGGAGAGCGGAAAGAUCGCAGCGUGGGGCUGCUUCUGGUUCGAGGUCUGGAAAAAUCGAGUUGCCCAGGCUGUGAAGCUGGGCCAACGUCUCAAAGUGGUCUUCUUCCCUGGACAAGUUGGUAUGGGCAAGGAGCAGUUUGAGGACUUGCCUCAUGUGAACCUCUGGGACGGCAAAGGGUGCGGAGGAAGCCAGAAGUCUGAGAUUGCAUACCUGGACUUGAUGAAGAAAGAAGAAGGAUGCAAAGACAUCUGGGACUACGAUGAGGUUGAUGUCAGCGACUUCUUGGAGAAUGCAUUCAAUCUAGAACAGAAAGUCGAUGCCUGGGACGGGACUCAGUGGAUGCCUGGCACUUUGAUCGGGGUGCCCUCCACCAUUCCGGCCAAAUCUGAGGAAGCUCGCUGGACUGUUCAAUUGCACGCAACUGGGCAGAGAAUUGAAACUCAUCAUGUCCGUCACGCAGCCCUGCUCACAGACAUGCUCGCAGACAUUGGGCGCACCAAGUUCCUUCAGGUCGUGACAGAUCAGCUACCUGGUGCAGAAGUCAUGCAUAGUCAUGAGGGCAUUUUUCACGAAACGGGCACUCAUUUUCUAGCCAUCAGGCUGCGAAUGAGGAACGUUGCACUGCUACAGCAAGUCCGAGACCUCGUGCUGUCCAAGGCGGUGGAAGACAUGAUCAACCAAGAAGUCAUUAAACUGGCCUCAGGCCAGUACCAGAUCCAGGUUGACAUGUCCCACUUUUGCACUGAGUUUGAAAAAGACCUAGUCACUUUUUCCGACCUGACCGAUCACCAAAAGGAGAAGCUACAGGAUGUGGAAAAUGCGCUGCAGAACGGGGGCGUUCAUCUGUCUGCCCCAGCUGGAGCUGGCAAGACCUUCGUCGCGGUGCAAACCGCAUGGAAUAGACUCAACAGCUCUGCUGAAGGACAGGUGCUGUUUGUAGCCCCCUCUAUUUGCCUGGGGCUAUUCUUUGUUCGGUGGCUCAUGCAGAGAGGCGCGCAAGGAGGACAUCUCGACCUGUCAAUCUUGCGCCGAAUUGUCCUUAUGAAGCCUCCGUACGAUCAGUGUUUCAGCCUGCAUGCAGAUGGCCCAGAUGGCAAUCAUUUGCAGCAUACGCGAACAACAUCUUACAAGAUGCCGUUUCUCCUGGCAAUUGUAGAUGAAUCGCACGACAUCUUUAGGAGUGAUGUUGACCUUCGUGUGCUGGAGGAGACAUUCGCGGCAUCUCAACGCUUGAUCCUUUCAAGCCGAUCUCAGGCUUCCGUGGUUGAUCCGAGUUUCCCGUUGAUGCAAGAGGUGCAACUGACAGAAGUUGUACGUAGCACCCAGCGAAUUGUUGCCGGCGCCGCUGCAUUUCAGGGCUUGGCUGAAAAGGAAGAGAUCACCUCCUUAUGCCCACCCGGGCCUCCUCUAAAGAGCUUCCUCUUUGAGUGCGGUGAAGAGAGUGCUGAGCAGCUCAGUCGAUACGUGGAUUGCACCGUCGCUUCGGUGUGGCAUGUGGUGCGCACGUACGCUGGGCUGAGCCUGCACAAUCGGCUAGCGCUGCUAGUCCCUCACGAUGCGUUUCUCAUCAAGUUCCGUCCGCUCAUAGAAACAGACCUGGCCGCUCGUUUUAAAGCACGGCAAUUCCACUUGAUGUCCUUUGAAGAGUCCUUGCGCGUGCUACCGACUGAGGGUACAACAACGACACAGGAGACAAUAGUUGUGGACACUGUCACAAACGCGAAAGGCUUGGAGCAGCUUUUCAUCAUCGCCAUCGGCUUAGACACAAAGGUCAGCCACCCCGCCAGCAACCUCAUCACUCGAGCGUUGCUCUACCAAGCCAUCACCCGUGCACAGCUCCAGGCGCUGGUGGUGAAUCACCUAGUGCGGGGCGGCUGGCUGGAGUUUUUGGGGCUCCUGAAGUUCCAGGAAGCGGUCUUUGAGGAGUCGGCCGCCCUGGCCGAGACCAGUGACGCGGCUGCCGAGAUCAUCAGGCCAGCGCCAGAAGCCGCGGGGUCGCCCACAGAGCUGCCCUCAGCUCCCGCAGCCACCCGCGAACCCGAGCCUCCGAAAGCGGAAGAUCGAGCAGUUCCGGGCCAGCUGGAGGAACCGAAGCUGGAGGUGCAGGAGUCCUCCGUUUGGGACACGGCUGGCAAUGCCAUCAGCACCACGAUCCAAGCGCUGCGCUUCGACCCUCGGGCAGAUGCGUCUCCGAUAGAAGCCGGCGAAACGGUGAGAUCCCUGGAGGCCCUGGAGGCCGCGCCCAAGGGCUCCGUGGGAGCGAUCCACAUCGUUGACGCAAACAUUGGCGCCGAGGGCGGCAAGGCGGUGGCCCGAGCUUUCAAGGUGCAGCGCAACAUCACGAAGGUCACGUUGUGGGGCGCAGAGACCGGCGAUGAAGGCGCUGAGGCCAUCGCUGAGGCACUGAAGCUCAACAAAAGCAUCGUGACGAUCGACCUUGACAACAACGACUUCGGUGACCCAGGCGCCGAGGCGAUAGCUGACGCGCUGAAGGUCAACAAAAGUGUCAAGAAGAUCACCCUCGGUGGCAACGCAAUCGGAGACCAGGGUGCCCAGGCUAUCGCUGAGGCACUGAAGCUCAACAAAAGCAUCGUGACGAUCCGCCUUUUCGCCAACGCCAUCGGUGACCCAGGCGCCGAGGCGAUCGCUGAGAUGCUGAAGGCCAACGGAAGCCUCAAGGAUAUUUCCCUCUAUGGCAACGCGAUCGGAAUCGGAGACCAGGGCGCCGAGGCCAUCGCUGAGGCACUGAAGAUCAACAGAAGCCUCACGACGAUCAACCUUGACCGCAACGGCAUCGGUGUCCCGGGCGCCGAGGCGAUAGCUGACGCGCUGAAGGUCAACAAAAGUGUCAAGGAGAUCACCCUCAGUGGCAACGCAAUCGGAGACCAGGGUGCCCAGGCUAUCGCUGAGGCACUGAAGCUCAACAAAAGCAUCGUGACGAUCCGCCUUUUCGGCAACGCCAUCGGUGACCCAGGCGCCGAGGCCAUCGCUGAGGCACUGAAGAUCAACAGAAGCCUCACGACGAUCAACCUUGACCGCAACGGCAUCGGUGUCCCGGGCGCCGAGGCGAUCGCUGAGAUGCUGAAGGCCAACGGAAGCCUCAAGGAGAUUUUCCUUUUUAGGAACGCGAUCGGAGCCCAGGGCGCCGAGGCGAUCGCCAAGGCACUCAAGAGCAACAAAAGCGUUGCAAGGAUCGAUCUCAAUGGACACGAGAUCGGUUCGCAGGGCGCCGAGGCCCUCCGGAAGGUGGUUGCGGAGAAGAAAGCCCAAGGACUGGACCUGGAGAUCAACUUGAGCAGAGGUGCCUGGACCAGGUGA